CCGAGCCGGGGACCGGGAGCUGGGGUGCUGCGGCGAGCGAUGGACCCCGGAGCGUGGAUGCUGCUGCUGCUGUUGGCGCCCCUCUUCCUCCGCCCCCCGGGCGCGGGCGGGGCGCAGGCCCCCAACGCCACCUCGGAAGGCUGCCAGAUCAUACACCCGCCUUGGGAAGGGGGCAUCAGGUACCGGGGCCUGACUCGCGACCAGGUGAAGGCCAUCAACUUCCUGCCGGUGGACUAUGAGAUUGAGUAUGUGUGCCGCGGUGAACGCGAGGUGGUGGGGCCCAAGGUGCGCAAGUGCCUGGCCAACGGCUCUUGGACAGAUAUGGACACACCCAGCCGCUGUGUCCGAAUUUGUUCCAAGUCUUAUUUGACCCUGGAAAAUGGGAAGGUUUUCUUGACCGGUGGGGACCUCCCAGCUCUCGAUGGAGCCAGGGUGGAUUUCCGGUGUGACUCCGACUUUCAUCUGGUGGGCAGCUCCCGGAGCGUCUGUACUCAGGGCCAGUGGAGCACCCCCAAGCCCCACUGCCAGGUGAAUCGAACGCCACACUCAGAACGGCGCGCAGUGUACAUCGGGGCGCUGUUUCCCAUGAGCGGGGGCUGGCCGGGGGGCCAGGCCUGCCAGCCCGCUGUGGAGAUGGCGCUGGAGGACGUGAACAGCCGCAGGGACAUUCUGCCGGACUACGAGCUGAAGCUCAUCCACCACGACAGCAAGUGUGACCCAGGCCAAGCCACUAAAUACUUGUAUGAACUGCUCUACAAUGACCCCAUCAAGAUCAUCCUCAUGCCUGGUUGCAGCUCUGUCUCCACGCUUGUGGCUGAGGCUGCAAGGAUGUGGAACCUCAUUGUGCUGUCCUAUGGCUCCAGCUCUCCAGCACUGUCAAACCGGCAGCGUUUUCCCACAUUCUUCCGAACACAUCCUUCAGCCACACUCCACAACCCCACCAGGGUGAAACUCUUUGAGAAGUGGGGCUGGAAGAAGAUUGCCACCAUCCAGCAGACCACGGAGGUCUUCACAUCGACUCUGGACGACCUAGAGGAGCGAGUGAAGGAGGCUGGAAUUGAGAUCACUUUCCGUCAGAGUUUCUUCUCAGACCCAGCUGUUCCUGUCAAAAACUUGAAGCGCCAGGAUGCUCGAAUCAUUGUGGGACUUUUUUAUGAGACUGAAGCCCGGAAAGUUUUCUGUGAGGUCUAUAAGGAGCGUCUGUUUGGGAAGAAGUAUGUCUGGUUCCUCAUUGGGUGGUAUGCUGACAAUUGGUUCAAGAUCUAUGACCCAUCAAUCAAUUGUACAGUGGAUGAGAUGACGGAGGCAGUGGAGGGCCAUAUCACCACUGAGAUCGUCAUGCUAAACCCUGCCAACACCCGCAGCAUUUCCAACAUGACCUCCCAGGAGUUUGUGGAGAAAUUAACCAAACGGCUCAAAAGACAUCCUGAGGAGACUGGAGGAUUCCAGGAGGCACCACUGGCCUAUGAUGCCAUCUGGGCCUUGGCAUUAGCCCUGAACAAGACAUCUGGAGGAGGAGGCCGUUCAGGUGUGCGCCUGGAAGACUUCAACUACAACAACCAGACCAUCACCGACCAGAUCUACCGGGCCAUGAACUCCUCAUCUUUUGAGGGUGUUUCUGGCCACGUGGUGUUUGAUGCCAGCGGCUCCCGGAUGGCAUGGACACUUAUUGAACAACUGCAGGGUGGCAGCUACAAAAAGAUUGGUUACUAUGACAGCACCAAGGAUGAUCUUUCCUGGUCCAAAACAGAUAAGUGGAUUGGAGGGGCUCCCCCAGCUGACCAGACCUUGGUCAUCAAGACCUUCCGCUUCCUGUCACAGAAACUUUUUAUCUCCGUCUCGGUUCUCUCCAGCCUGGGCAUUGUCCUUGCUGUUGUCUGCCUGUCCUUUAAUAUCUACAACUCCCAUGUCCGUUAUAUCCAGAACUCCCAGCCCAACCUGAACAAUCUGACUGCUGUGGGCUGUUCAUUGGCAUUGGCUGCUGUCUUCCCCCUUGGCCUGGAUGGUUACCACAUCGGAAUCGGCCAGUUCCCUUUUGUCUGCCAGGCCCGUCUCUGGCUCUUGGGCCUGGGCUUUAGUCUGGGCUAUGGCUCUAUGUUCACCAAGAUCUGGUGGGUUCACACAGUCUUCACAAAGAAGGAGGAGAAGAAAGAGUGGAGGAAGACCUUAGAGCCCUGGAAGCUAUAUGCCACAGUGGGCCUGCUAGUGGGCAUGGACAUCCUUACUCUCGCCAUCUGGCAGAUUGUGGACCCUUUGCAUCGGACUAUUGAGACUUUUGCCAAAGAGGAACCAAAAGAAGACAUAGAUGUCUCCAUUCUGCCCCAGCUGGAGCACUGCAGCUCGAAGAAGAUGAACACUUGGCUUGGCAUUUUCUAUGGUUACAAGGGACUACUGUUGCUUCUGGGAAUUUUUCUUGCUUAUGAGACCAAGAGUGUAUCCACUGAGAAGAUCAAUGACCACAGAGCUGUGGGCAUGGCCAUCUACAAUGUUGCAGUCCUGUGUCUCAUCACUGCCCCUGUCACCAUGAUUCUCUCCAGCCAGCAGGAUGCGGCCUUUGCCUUUGCCUCUCUUGCUAUCGUGUUCUCCUCCUACAUUACUCUGGUUGUGCUUUUUGUGCCCAAGAUGCGCAGGCUGAUCACCCGAGGGGAGUGGCAGUCUGAGGCACAGGACACCAUGAAGACAGGAUCAUCCACCAACAACAAUGAGGAAGAGAAGUCCCGGCUAUUGGAAAAGGAGAACCGUGAGCUAGAAAAGAUCAUUGCUGAGAAAGAGGAGCGUGUCUCAGAACUGCGCCACCAGCUCCAGUCCCGGCAGCAGCUCCGCUCCAGACGCCACCCCCCAACACCUCCAGAUCCCUCUGGGGGCCUUCCCAGGGGACCUUCUGAACCCCCUGACCGGCUUAGCUGUGAUGGGAGUCGAGUCCAUUUGCUUUAUAAGUGAAGGACUGUCAGGUCGAGGCACUAGGGGAGGGAGGAAAGGGUAUUGGGAAAGGGUGGGGAACUGGGAGGAAGCAGGGGAUCCCUAUCUCCCCUGGGAAGAACAUGCGGUCCAGUCCCACCUCUUGUAAAUACAUGUCCCUCUGUGAGUCCUGGAGUUGUAGGGGUCUCUAAUACUCUGGGAAGUAGACUGUUUUUUCUCAUUCAUAUAAUUUUAUAUCACUGCUUCAUAGUUUAGUUUGUACCUUGCUUGAUGCUGCUCACUCAUAACUCCUCAGCAGCUCACUACAUCUUUCUCCACACUGUGCCUGUUACCAUGCCAACGCUUACAGCUUCCAUCUGUAGGUGUCAUCCCACACAUGUUCUUUCCACUUGAGCAUGGGCCUCUCAGUUUCUCACCAUCAGAAUCUCCCUACAUCCUACUUGCCCUUCUAUACAUCCCCAUGUUUUUGCUUUUUCUAGGGAUUAAUUUUUCUCACCAGGACUCAUACUUCCCAGCACAUGUUCAUCCUCCCCUGUCCUGUGCCAGUCAGCUGUGGUCCUGGGCUUGCCUGAUUUUCCUGUGUGUUUUUUCAAGAAGUCACUUUGCUCCCUUAAUACCUCAUAUCCAUAACUGUGUAUGCCCUCAAGACCAUGGGUAUUCCCUGCAGUGUGAUUGGGUACGCAUGCGUGGUUUGUCUAUCAUGUUGGGCCAUGACUUUCCCACUUAGACCUAUCCAUGUCUGUUUUCUGUGCAUACCUCCAUGAACAUUGUGCACACUCUUCCUUUUGCACUUUCAGUUCAGAGUGUGUGUGUGUGUAUUUGUAUUUGUUUUUGAGACUGGAUCUUUCUAUGUAACCCUGAGUGGUCUUGAAGUCAUAGCAGUCUUGACUGCCUCAGCCUCCGAAUUAUAAUUGUGUGCCUGAUUUAGAUCAUUGUAUUUUUUCAACAGUCAUGUGUACCUACCCUGCACAUUGUUAAACAUUUUCACCCAGUUCAUGUUUGCUGGGCCAUCACGUUCUCUCCUCAGCAUGCACAAUUUCUGCUCAAGCAUUUUCCUCUCUCCUGUGCACUCAUAUACCAACCUCAAUCUGCACUCACAAUCGUCUUUUCCCAAGACGACUUUCUUUCUUUUCAUUUCACUUGUAUCUUUCUGUUUUUUUUUUUGGUGGGGGGGUGGUGGUGGGAACUAAUGGAAAGUAAAUGAGAGCCGAUUUUAGGCUGCUUCCAGUGGACAAUGGGCAAGAAUACUGGCCAAAGGAAUGCAUCUCUGGCUGUUGGAAUGGACAGAUUGGACUGAUGGGGCAGGAGACAGCAUCCCUUUCACACUGCCGUGUCUCUGGGGGAAGGAUUUCCCCUAAUCUCAAUAAAUAAACUGUGUAACUCA
Jaculus jaculus (lesser Egyptian jerboa) is the source of this 4303-nucleotide messenger RNA. It is a transcript of the gene Gabbr1, whose product is annotated as gamma-aminobutyric acid type B receptor subunit 1. Lineage: Eukaryota; Metazoa; Chordata; Mammalia; Rodentia; Dipodidae. Gene Ontology annotation, biological process: G protein-coupled receptor signaling pathway; gamma-aminobutyric acid signaling pathway. Gene Ontology annotation, molecular function: G protein-coupled GABA receptor activity. Gene Ontology annotation, cellular component: membrane; G protein-coupled receptor heterodimeric complex. The record is from RefSeq and is a predicted model, not a curated record. The transcript has 23 exons. The coding region runs from base 40 to 2940 and encodes 966 amino acids.